Messenger RNA from Daktulosphaira vitifoliae (grape phylloxera), 1238 nucleotides. RefSeq lists its product as uncharacterized. Bases 496 to 1041 code for a protein of 181 amino acids. Lineage: Eukaryota; Metazoa; Arthropoda; Insecta; Hemiptera; Phylloxeridae. The transcript is spliced from 8 exons. The record is from RefSeq and is a predicted model, not a curated record.
UAUUUCAACACUCAUAUCCGUUUUAUUUCUAUUACACCUUGAAUUUACUAAAUAGUUUGUUACACUCUAGUGAGUUUGAUUUUACUCUCAAAUUAUAGUCCAUAACUAUAUAAGCAAACAUCCUGUACAUUUACAUAGGUACGUAUUUUUAAUUUCAAACGAUUGUUAUUUGUAUAUAUUGUACCUGUCAACUAACUAUAUUACUGAUACAGUAUUGUGAAAUGUAUAAAAAACUUAUAAUUAAUUAAAAAUUAGUAUGAAUUGAGCUACUUCACGUAAUAGUUAACCACACUAAAACUAAUAAGCGUGCAAAUUCAAUAUUCAUAAUUUAUUUUUGAUGAUUUUGUUUUUGUCAUACAUUCGAAAUACAUGAUUGAAAUUUCAUUCCCAUUACAUAACUUAAGAUUCUUUAUGCUUUGAUGUGUAGCUGAUAAAUUAUUGGCUAUCAGCGCCAUAAUUUUGAAACAUUUUUCUCAGUCCAGAUGGGUAUAAAUCAUGGUUAAUUUAAAAUUGACGAUUCCAAAUACAAAUAACAACACACAUGACAAUCAAUUUUUUAAGCAAACUUUUAAAUUUACAAAAACAAUUUACAAGCAGAAGCUAACACCGGAUGGAUUUUUAAUUCGAGACUGUGGUUGUGUAAUGCGAUUUCUUCCUAGCAAAGCUUAUACAUUAAAUAUGAAAAAAGAAUAUCCAACACACGUUGACAAAAAAAUGAAAAACGUUCGAAUUGCUGAGAUAAACAAAAAACAAAUAAUGAUUCAAGAUAAAAAAAUUAAUAAAAAGUCACUUAACUUUCAUCAAGCAUCAUUAUAUCAGUCAACUUUUUGGAUGGAACCAAGAGCAAUUCCAAUUAAAUAUACAUCUACAGUUGAUAUAUGUUUUGAUUCUCCAUUAAAAAUAUUUACAGAAAAAAUUGAUCUACAGAUGAAAUUAGUACCUUGUCAAUAUAUAGAACAGAAUGGUUCUAUGGCACGUUUUAAGACAUCCAUUGAAACACAAAUAUAUGGUGAAAAUAUAUUUUCAUUAGAUUCUAAGUAAAUUUUUAUUCAUAAAUUAUAAAACAACUUUUAUAUUAAUAAAUAAUAUUAUUUGAAGAAUUAGAAAAAAAUAAACAUAAACUAUUAGAUUUUAAUGCACAUAAAUAUGUAAUUAGUGUUUCUUGUUAUAAUAAUUAAAAUUACCUAUAUAAAUAAUGUAUUUUUCAAAUACAUACUAAAUUUAUCUACUUAGUAAAA